UCCGGUCGACGCAGGCCACUCGAACCAGAAGAGGAGCAGCUGCCAGCAUAACCUGCAUCCACUCUGUCCGCCCUGGGAGCCCUCUCAUCCCCUCGAUUCUCAACAUCCUGCAGCUUGCUUCCCUGCUGUGUCCCUGCUCGCGUGCGUGAGUGGUACUGAGUGCCUGAGUGCCUGUCCAAGGGGUCAUAUUGUUGUGGCACGCGUCAGGAGGUGGUCCGUGGUGACCCUGUCAUGCGGCAUCGGGCUGUUUUUGGUGUGUCUCGCAUGAACAAGAGACGCGCUCUCCCUCGGAAUUCAGCAACAAAGAGGGUCCUCCUCCUCUCCAAGAGAUAGCCCCCCCAGGCAGCCAGCCAGCCAGUGAGGAGAAAGAGAAAAAAAACAGAGCAAAGCAAACCACCCCAUCCCCACCCGCCCGAGCGUGCACGGAUCACCCUGCGACUCGCCCGCCCCGAAUUGCACCAACCAAAAACAUUUGCAUGAGGCCGCAGGGAGGAAGCUCGUCUGUUUUUUGGCUCCCGAGUUCCCGCGCUUUUCGUCAUUUCCGCUCCGCCUGCAAAAAUUCGCCUUUGCUUACUCUGCCUCGCCUUGCGACCUGCCCGGCCUAUUAUCUUGCGGACAUACCGCACCCUACUACAACUCCAAUAAUACCACCACCACCACCACACGCCAUCACUUCCGCCGUUAUUCUUCUCCCCCAUCUCCCAAUCCCACAAUACCAGCGACUCGUUCUCCACCGUCGCCAUCAGUUUCCCUUUUCGACCCGAUGAGUGCCGCAAACCCACUCGUCUAACCACGCACGCACCCACCCACUCACGCGACCAAGACGAUCGAGCCGACGGGGUAGUGAUAUCAUCCACCUCCUCCUGCCAUGACGGCCGACCUCUGAGCCUGCCACACCCGCACGCGCCCGCGCCAUGGCUUUCAACUUCAACUGGUCGCCCCUCACGGCCGACGAGGACUUCUACCAGCGCGCCCGAGACCUGCUCACAACAGCCCUCAAUAAGACGCCAAAGCCCCCGAUCAUCGUCGAUGACAUCCUCGUCACAGAGCUCAACCUCGGCUCCGUCCCGCCAGAGCUGGAGAUCCUCGAGAUUGGCGACCUGGCCGAGGAUCGCUUCCGAGGCAUCUUCAAGAUGUGCUACAGCGGCGACGCCUUCCUGACCCUGAGAACAAGAGUCCAGGCGAACCCCCUGAACACAUACUUGCACUCUAAGCCGGACUUCACGUCCCCACAGCCCUUGGCAGCCGCCUCCGGCCUGACCAUCCCGCUGUCGCUGACGCUGUCCGACAUCAAGCUGUCGGCCUUCAUCAUCCUGGUCUUCUCGAAACAGAAGGGCCUCACCAUCGUCUUUCGCAAUGACCCCCUCGAGUCGCUCAAGGUCUCCUCGACCUUCGACUCCAUCCAGUUUGUUAGGGACUACCUCCAGAAGACCAUCGAGGGGAAGCUCCGCGACCUGAUGAUGGACGAGCUCCCCGCCAUCAUCCACCGCUUGUCAUUGCGUCUGUGGUGCCCAGACCAGAUCCCCAGAGAUGAGGACGAGGCACCAGAAACCAGCGAGCCUGCUGUCGAUCCCUUUGCGAGCCCACCGCAGGAUGCCGUCGACGCGCAUGGCAACUUGCUAGACCCUAGCGAGAUCCAGAACCUCUCGCUCGAUAACAGCCCUGAGAUCCAGACCCUCUUCUCACAGAAGAACCUCAUCCGGCUCGCCUCGCUGAGCGACUGCAACAGGACCAUGUCCCUGUUCACCCCGUCUCUGCGGGACGUCGUCUUCCGUGCCUGGGCUGGCUCACAGGAGAAGCCCGAGUGUGUCACACCACCGCUGGCAACCCCCAGCCUGACCAAGGCACAUUCCUUCCACGGCACUUCGACGACAUACACGUUCUCGGACACCAGCAGUAUGGAACAAGGCUACAUGCCACCAUCACGACCGUCGAUGGUCAGCCUCCACUCAGCGACCACCGGCCUCUCUCUCGGAGCCGGGCGGAACUCAAGAUCGCACGCAGGCCGCAAGAAGAAGAACAGAGUCGUGAACCUCCGGCGGAAGCAGUCCGAGAGUGCGCCUGUGAGCGUCGAAGGAAGCGACGCCAGCGAAAGCGUCACGGAUACAGCAUCCGUCGAGGGACCCAUGUCUGAGCCUCUGAUGGACUCCGUCAUCCCGGAGGAACCCGAAGACUUCGUUCCAUUGACCCCGACCAAGGUCCGCUUCAACGAUGGCACCGUAAACGAUGCGCCAAUGCGGCCACCGCUGAAGCCAGAGCUGUAUGGCACGGAGGCACCAGAGAUCUACCCGCCGCAGAAGCAAAAGCAGGCCGAGCCGACGCCCCUGGUGGUCCAGACACAGGAGGCUACCACGCAACUAUCAACAGACGAGAAGGCGCCGUUCGCAUUCUCCCCACGGAGAGGACCGCCCUCAGAGACCCCUUCUGUCAUCCUAGAACAGGCAUGGAUCAACAAGAUGGCCGGCGAGAUCGCCAGGAGGGUGUACGACGAGAAGAGGAGGAACCCGGCCUUCUGGGAAGAGCGCGAGGACGUCCCUCCCCCGGCAUACGAGGCUCAAUAAGAGUGAGACCUCCACCUCCUAGGGGCAACAGAGAAGCCCCUAUGUCAUCACCACUUUUUUUCUUUUCUUUUUUUCAACAGUAUUUUUCCACUACACAUCAAUGGCGUUAUACCCCGGGUUCACCAUGAAGAUUGGUAAUCCUACUAUGAGUCAACCCUGCAAGGCGUUCAGGAGCCGCGAGCGGCAUAUCUAAAAGAUCGAGGGAAAGGGAAUUCGGGUUUUUUUUCUUGUUUUCUUUCUCAUGUUUCUUUUGUCAUUGCUCAGACAGACCCUGAGACAGACAUCAAUUACACUGCACGGUGGAAUGGAAUUUAGCAUGGUUGCAUGGCCGGAUACCCCUCAUUAAAAAAAAGGAGACACACACACACACGGAAAUGGAAGCAAACAAAAGACGGACAGACAGGACGGCCAUGGACCAUCUCCACUCCACCCCUAACUUGUACAAUCGCUCAUCUCCACAUACUCAUUUUUCCUUUGUCUUAUCUGAGAGAACCGCGGCUCUGAAGGAGCCCGCCCAAUAACACCACCCUAUUUAAGCCGAGCACCAGUCAAUAUCCCCGAAAGGGGGAGGUGUGCCCUCGCUGUACUACAAUGUGAUCAUAUACCCCUGCCUCUCUAUGUUUACGGCGGACAGGAGCGAAAGAUUUGGGGGUGGAGUAAGCAAGCACAUUGGGAGAUGGAAGAACCGAGAUACCGGAGGGAUAUAGGAGGGAGGGAU
Messenger RNA from Diaporthe batatas, 3279 nucleotides. RefSeq lists its product as uncharacterized. The transcript is spliced from 2 exons. The record is from RefSeq and is a predicted model, not a curated record. The coding region runs from base 915 to 2561 and encodes 548 amino acids. Gene Ontology annotation, molecular function: lipid binding. Gene Ontology annotation, cellular component: ERMES complex. Lineage: Eukaryota; Fungi; Ascomycota; Sordariomycetes; Diaporthales; Diaporthaceae. Gene Ontology annotation, biological process: phospholipid transport; mitochondrion organization.